AUGUUCACCGUUGUCGUUAAGCAAUGCAUGUGUCCCGUGCCCGAUAAUUCAAGUGGUGUUCCAAGCGGACGGCCGCUGGGUCCGGUAGCCCCUUCGUCGGCUAAUGUCAACCUUGAAGCUCCUCAACAAGUUUCCCAUGCGUGCGCGGAACGCAAGGCGAAGAGUGGUUCUCGAUUGCAGUGCAAGGACAAAGGACAGAUGGCUUGUCCUCAGAAGAAGUUUAGGAGAGAAGUGCGUAACAUCGAAGAUCGUGCGACAUUGAACAUUGGGCCAGAAUCUAGAGAGGCAUAA
This is a messenger RNA of Phytophthora infestans T30-4, 291 nucleotides long. RefSeq lists its product as uncharacterized. The transcript has 3 exons. The coding region runs from base 1 to 291 and encodes 96 amino acids. The record is from RefSeq and is a predicted model, not a curated record. NCBI's taxonomy places the organism in Eukaryota, Oomycota, Peronosporomycetes, Peronosporales, Peronosporaceae.